Molecule: messenger RNA, 492 nt
Organism: Astrephomene gubernaculifera
Lineage: Eukaryota; Viridiplantae; Chlorophyta; Chlorophyceae; Chlamydomonadales; Astrephomenaceae
Source: the annotation of a GenBank genome assembly
AUUUGAGAGAGUGGUGUGAGGCCUUUGGGAUGCGGGUGAAUGUCCGUAAAUGUGAAUUGAUGGUUUUCCACCCUCGUGCCAAUAUCCGCGAGGCUUUUGCUGCCCUUUGCCCCGUGGUGUGGACUUCUAUUGAGGGAAAUGCGCGAGUACCUAUGGUUAUUCCCUGGGUACAACGAGCCCGUUACCUUGGUUUGCACUUUGGUCCUGGCACACCGUUUGUUUCCUGCACAGAGGAACUGUUGACCUCUGGCCGACGUGCUAUGUUUUCUCUUCAGCGUAAAUUAAAACGCCUAGGUCUUUUGGUCCCUGCUGUUGCAGUUAAGUGCUUCGACGUGCAAGUCCGCUCCAUCUUGUCGUACGGUGUCCAGGUGUGGGGGCCUGAUGUGGUGCUGAAGCUAAUGACGGACUGCGAGAAUUCCGCGAGGUACUUUGACAGAUCCUUGCGGGACCCAAUGGUGCAGUUACAAAGGGAAUUUCUUCGGGAGAUUGCGG